GUGUCGUCACAUCGCAGUGGCAACUUAAGCGGCUGUCCGAGCGUCAGUCCGUUUAGUUGGCACGGAAGCAGCAUUUGGAGCACCAUGGCUCAUACAACGCACCUUUCCACUUCGCAGGUCUGUAAAAACUUUCCGCUUUAUGCUAAGAAAAGUGACGACCCAUUUUUGCUAUUGCUUCCGUGCCAACAAGUGCUCUGUGAAAUUGUCGCAGAUUGUUUCUCUAUGGCGUUGCUGUUAUUGUGCUCAGGUGACGUGGAAACUAAUCCAGGUCCUACUACGCGUACUGAGGCAUUACUCGAGCUGCAGAAUUUGCCAUCAAAUCCUUCUGAGCAGACGGAAGUUCUUUUCCGGCUGUUAAAAGACCUUCAGGCUCGUUCUGUACAAUCUGCUAAGGGUCAGGCCGAGUUGGUUAACGACGUCAAGGCUAUUAAGGUUGGUCAAAAGAACAUCGAGACCAAAAUGGAAUGUAUCCAGAAGAGAUUAGACAACCUUGAAGAAAAAACAAAUGUUCUAGACCAUCUCCAUGAUGAAAUGACUGGCAUUCAGGCGUCGGCUCAAGCCCAAACAACUCGGCUUGACUCUUUACUAAUGCGCGUUGACGAACUUGAGGACAGAUCGCGACGCAACAACCUCAUAUUUCAUGGCAUCCGUGACUCUCGGGAAUCGUGGGAACAGUCCGAAUCACGCAUAAGAGAAGCACUAACCGGUGUAAUCGACAGCCUGCCUGACACGGCAAUCGAACGUGCUCAUCGCAUUAGUCACUACACGCCUAAUAAGUGUCGCCCAAUUGUAGUUAAAUUCACCAACACGAAAAUAAAUGACAAAGUAUUUUCUAUGCGCGCACAGCUGAAAGAAAAGGGUAUUUCUAUCUCCGAAGAUUUUUCGCCCGCCACCCGUCACGUCCGUAAAAAACUAAUUGAGUACGCUAAAAGCCAGCCCCAACCAUGCCCUUUCCAGUUAAGGUACACCAAACUAAUAAUGAAUAAAAAACAGUUCGUCUAUGACCCGGCAACAGACACCGUCAACGAGCAUGCGCCAUAUGAACCACGAGAUAACGGUGGGCAUGCAAAUUCCCAGCACGUGCCCAGUUAG
Messenger RNA from Dermacentor andersoni, 1092 nucleotides. RefSeq lists its product as uncharacterized. Lineage: Eukaryota; Metazoa; Arthropoda; Arachnida; Ixodida; Ixodidae. The record is from RefSeq and is a predicted model, not a curated record.